Messenger RNA from Orbicella faveolata, 1086 nucleotides. Its product is annotated as glyceraldehyde-3-phosphate dehydrogenase-like. Lineage: Eukaryota; Metazoa; Cnidaria; Anthozoa; Scleractinia; Merulinidae. Gene Ontology annotation, molecular function: NAD binding; NADP binding; glyceraldehyde-3-phosphate dehydrogenase (NAD+) (phosphorylating) activity. Gene Ontology annotation, biological process: glycolytic process; glucose metabolic process. Gene Ontology annotation, cellular component: cytosol. The record is from RefSeq and is a predicted model, not a curated record.
AGUACCGGCUACACUUAAGGGUUUUGCUUGUGCAGAAACGUCCCCGCUCUUUGCACUGUGUCUGCGAACGUGGCAGAAGAACCUUGUCGACCUAACCAGGAAAGCGCCAGAGAAACUGACUCAAGAUGGUGAAGAUCGGAAUAAAUGGAUUUGGAAGAAUCGGACGACUCGUUAUGCGGGCCUCGCUCGAGCACCAGGAGGUUGAAGUUGUGGCUGUGAACGAUCCCUUUAUUGAUCUCGAAUACAUGGUGAGUAAUAUUCCACUAGUUUGCGUGUAUUUAAGCAUAUGCAAUGCAAAAUCGUUUAUUUCCAGCGGUAAAUUAUGCAGCUGGUUUGCUUGCAAAUAUCGCAUCGUUGUUGCGGUUUUUCCAAAGAACAACUUCUAUUGUGUUAAAACUCUUCCAGUCAUUUGCUUUGACUUCGAUAUUGAACUAGAUAGAAACAAACAUAAGCUUAAUUUAUUUGCAACCUAUGAUGAAAUCAAAGCAGUUAUGAAGAAAACAUCUGAAAGCCCAAAUCAGAGCAGAUACCUGGGAUAUACAGAGGAAGAGGUUGUGUCAAGUGAUUUCAUUGGAGACACUCACUCCAGCAUUUUUGAUGCCAAAGCUGGAAUUUCUCUUAGUCCAACCUUUGUCAAGAUUGUUGCAUGGUAUGACAAUGAGUAUGGCUACAGUCACCGAGUGGUGGACUUGAUCAAAUAUGUUGCUUCCAAAGAGUAAAAACACUGACGAAGAACCUACAGCUGUAUCAUCUUUUUCGGUCUUGCUAAAAUCAAUGCAGUGGAUAACCUCAAAUGGCAGAAUCAUAAGACCUUGAUUUCUAGAAAACCUGAAUUGAUUUUAGCUUGGUGGAAAUGUGAUAUUUGCCUCCAGUAGAUCUUUUUGUUGUACCAAACCUGAUUGUUUGUGGUGUUUGCGCGUCUAACGUAGUUUCGUAAAAUGCUUAGGGAAGAAAGCUAGAAAAUGAUCUGAAGUCAACUGUGGUGUGAUGUGUCAACUCUGUGUCAAGCUGUGGCAAGUCUAAUUGUAUUGGUUGCCAUGGUAAACUAAGUGAUUAUUAAACCUUCCUGUCUUCUUGACUUGUGAA